GACGACUCGCCGGACUGGGUGACGUUGGACAACAAAGAUGGCGGCGGGAAGCAGUAACUACUGGGAAGAUCUGAGGAAGCAGGCCAGGCAGCUGGAAAACGAACUAGAUCUCAAAUUAGUUUCCUUUAGCAAACUCUGUACAAGCUACUCCCAUAGUAACUCAAGAGAGGGAAGACGCGACAGGUAUAGUUCUGAUACAACUCCACUCCUAAAUGGAUCAAGCCAGGAUCACAUGUUUGAAACCAUGGCUGUUGAGAUUGAGCAGCUCCUGACAAAGCUUACUGGCGUGAAUGACAAAAUGGCUGAGUACAGCAGUACGGCUGGGGUGACAUCAAUAAACGCAGCACUAAUGCACACAUUGCAGAGACACCGAGAUAUAUUACAGGAUUACACACAUGAAUUCCACAAAACAAAAGCUAAUUUCCAAGCAAUUCGAGAAAGAGAAGACCUCUUGGGAUCAGUGCGGAAGGAUAUUGAAUCUUACAAAACAGGCUCUGGCGUUAACAACAGGAGAACGGAGCUGUUCCUGAAAGAGCAUGAGCACCUCAGAAGCUCUGACCGUCUUAUAGAAGAAACAAUAAGCAUUGCAAUGGCUACGAAAGAAAACAUGACAUCGCAGAGGGGGUUGUUUAAAUCCAUACAAAGCCGGAUGAACACCUUGGCUAAUCGUUUUCCUGCAGUGAACAGUCUCAUCCAGAGGAUUAACCUCCGGAAGCGCCGGGAUUCGCUCAUCUUGGGAGCCGUCAUUGGCAUUUGCACUAUCUUGCUGCUACUUUACGCGUUUCAUUGAUAGCUGACAGAGACUCUGCCACAAUCCGGAAGAGCAGCGACAUCAGGGUUGGAAAAAACGUGGAAGUUGCAGUUCUGCACACACCAACUGUACAUAAGGGAGUGGGAAUAUUACAGGAAUACUUUGCAUUUUAUAUUGACAGGCUAUCGUACUGGCACCAGGCGGGUUUCAGACCAGUAGCUGUACAUAGUCAUUGUCAUCUAACCUUCUACGUACAUACUGAAUCUUGAGAUUUGUGAAAGGCUCGUCCAUGUCCGCUGUAGGAAUUGUUGAGCUGGGACCUUAAAGGACCACUAAACUUAUGUAAAAUUUAUGGUGUGUACAAUUUCCAGUUAAACUAGGGAAACAUCUCUUAUAAUGUACCAUAUGGCAGCCAUUGCAGUAAGGGUUUGUAAGAUAGCCUCAGUCACCCCCAAUAUCACUAGGGCAUAUAGUUCUUACUCCGAAUACCAGACACAUGUACAUAACCAGUUUACUAGGCACUGAUGAAACUACGAAGGCAUGCAGCACAAAAUGUCCCUCUCUCCAAGAUCCAUACGUCACAGAUUGUCAUUUGUGCAAUCCUCAUCUACUGUAUAUGUAUUUGUGGCAAUGGAGGGCCCAUACCUAGUGUAAUCGCUUUGGUUUAGUGCUCCUUUAAUGGUUAUUGCCAGGGGGUGGAAGACAUCACUUACGUACACUGUGACCAUACAGUCCGUGUUUGAGAACACUUUACAGAAGUAAAAAUGUACAGUAUAUAUCUAUACCCGUUUUAAUUUAAAAUGUGGAAAACUGGCAACAUUGCAAUUUUAAUUUAAAGUGAUGCAAUAAUAGAGCAGAACAGAAUGCAGAAAUCCAAUUUCCUUCCAAAUUCCAGUCUACAGGCCAAUUGCAGAUGCUGUUUAUGGCAGGCUGUUUUCCCCCUUUGGCGCUGCAGACACAGAUUGUCGUAAAACAGUGCAUUCUGCUGGCUCCUGGCAGCCCUGUGUGGACCUGAUUUCUCAGCUGCUGUAUUAUUGGCUUAUAAGGGCAUAUACCUGGCUUUAAUAUAUGCUGUUUUUUGCCAAAAACAGGAGUAAAUCCUAGCAAAAGACUGAAAAGCAGCGCUAAUGAAAGGAUUCUACUACUUCCCGCUAGGAUAGAUUUCUGGUUUUAGCCCCCCAAAAAAGCAGCAACAUGAAUAUUCUAUAUCACUGUGUAAGUAUGCCCUUAUGGAUGCUGUUCCAAAAUGGAGUGUAUAAAAUAAUAAUUUUUAGGCAUUUCCCUUAUAUACAAGUUUAGGGUUAUUUCAGAUGGCACAUUUUAGUGUUUGUAUUAAGGCUGCCUUACUCAGACCUCCUGCCAUUUUACAGAAGUGAACUUGUAUGACCGUGGAAAACGAUGGUGGUCCGUGCUUGCUUCAGUAAAACUACGGGAGGUCCAAGUAUUUGGGCUUUAGGUUCAUAGCACCGGUGAAAUGUAGACUGCAAAAUGCAUUUAGCGUAAAGCAGGCGUGCUCAACCUGCGGCCCUCCAGAUGUUAUAAAACUACAACCCCCACAAUGCCCUGCUGUAGGCUGUUCGGGCAUGCUGGGGGUUGUAGUUUUGCAACAGCUGGAGGGCCGCAGGUUGGGCAUGCCUGGCUUAAAGCAACAAAAACAAAUUGCACUGCAACAUAAAGUACUGUCUGUGGCUAGGAAUAUGCAAUUAUAUUUUUCCCUCAAGUUUAUAUUAUUGAUUGGCAGGCUGAGUGCAGUCAUGUGUACGCUCGCACAUUGUACCCACAUGCUAAGCACAUUUAAGCCUUUUUCUGCAGAGAGAAUUGGUCAUUGUAAGAGAGACGCAAAAGUAAUUCUAAUAGUUGGUGGUUUUUGGGGAAAAAAAAGUUGUUGUUUUUUUUAUGGUGAAAGUGAAUGCUACCCGUUUGCAAAAUCAAAUACAAUAGAGUGCUGUGUAGCUGGAACAAGGUGCUCUAGUAGACCGGCAUGCUUUUAAAUAACAUAUGAUGAAGCAACUUAUACAAUUAGCCUUGGUUAAAAAUGUCCUUCUAUUUUAUGUAUACAGCCCCUAUGCAGACCUGCAUGUCUCCAUUGCUACAGACUACAAACAAACCUAAUGUGUAAUCUGCAGUCAUGUGGAUGGACGUAUUCCGAUGUCGCUGUCAAACUGUGUUUUUAUUUUUUUUGCAAAAUCUCACACAACGUGACUAUAGCCUUACGCUAGGAUCUCUUUUGUGGGAGUUUUUUAUGCAGACUUUGUAGAAUCCAGAAACAGAAGUGAAUGCAAAGAGAAAUGUAUCAGAAUUUCUUUUUUUUUUUUUUUAUGAGGCUCAAAAUGUGUGUAAUUUCCAGUUUCCUCUGGAAGGGAGCUAAUGUGAGCACAUGCACAUGACUGCAGGUUCAGGCUACCCAGGGUUUAUUUGUAGUUGUCACUAUAAGGACACAUACAAUAGGUCCCCAUCCCCAUAAGGAGCUGCGUAUCCAACAUUAUUAAGGGUACUUUAAAUCAAGACCAAUUGCAACGUUGCUUUCUUUAUUGAUAAUUAUUUCUGUACUGUUGACUGGGGGCGCACAGAAAGUUUGCACUUCGUUUAUUCUCCCAAGAUGAAAAGUCAUUUUUUUUUAUUGUUUAAUUGCAACAGCUAAGGGGUGACUGGGAACCUCAAGGCCCCUUACAGGCGAGUGAUUGAAACAUCUGUAUGUGUUCUGGCCAGAAGAGUUUUAAAACACCUGCACGCUGAUGGAGUAAUUUAUUUGCAUUAUUGCAG
Molecule: messenger RNA, 3514 nt
Organism: Bufo bufo (common toad)
Lineage: Eukaryota; Metazoa; Chordata; Amphibia; Anura; Bufonidae
Gene: GOSR1
Product: golgi SNAP receptor complex member 1
Exons: 9
Coding region: 38-790 (250 amino acids)
Biological process (GO): vesicle fusion; endoplasmic reticulum to Golgi vesicle-mediated transport
Cellular component (GO): Golgi membrane; cis-Golgi network; SNARE complex
Molecular function (GO): SNAP receptor activity
Source: RefSeq, a predicted model, not a curated record